AGAAGAUAUGAAGGAUUCAGUGGUAGGUUUAACAGCAGGUGUGUUUAAAGCAGCAGUUUUGUGCUAUGAAGCAGUAAAAUAUGGUCGGUACAAUGAUGCUGCAGAGUUGAGAUGUGUUUUGGUAGUGUGUGUGAGAUUGGAAGUGUUUGAGUUUGUGAGUGUGUGCAUGCAGGAGAAAUAGUGUGUGUCUAGUGGUAAACUGGGUGGUGAACAUUAGUAGUGUUUGUAAGAUCUAAUUUGGAUGGAAGAGAUUAGUUAGAGCGACAGGGAAGCAGUUACACUAAAAGGGAAAGGGAUGUGAACAAAAGGAAGGUAAAAGCAAGUAACUAAUGGUGAUGAUAAUUAAAUGUUGCAAUUUAAAUUUGAAAAUUCCUAAAAGUUAGGGAUUUAAAGAAAUGACUAAAUGUUACGGAUUGAAAGCACUUUUGACAGUAAAACUCAUGAGUGAAUAUAACUGAAAGACAACUGAAGAAGGUAAGAAAACAAAAAUUGGGCUGAAAUCUGUGCACAGACAAAAUUUAAAUAUGAAAUAAUUAACUUCCAAGGGGAAAUUAGAGCUCAAGUUAAGUGUGAUAAAUGAAUUUUAACCAUGUAUUUUACCUUGCAGGAAGGAGACACGGAGGACCCCUUAGAAGACUUCCAAAAUGAAUAGAGAACCUUAAACUUGAUUAUAACGAAUACAAAAGUCUCGUUUCAGAUCUGUUUACACAGGGGGGAGAAGGAGAACGUGGUGCAAAUGUGGACCAGUCCAGACACAGAGUGAGGGUUCCUCCGCAAUUGCGCACGAAAGGGGAACGAGCAUGGCUGGAUUGAGCCUUUCCAGGUGACUGAGAGAACAACGCACGCAGAUCAACUGAAAGGCGAGGGUUCUACAGCUGUGCAACAACAGAGAUCGCUUAGAGAGCCAGAGGGAGAGGUGAGAACAGCAGCUGAAUCGUCUGACCCAGAUGGAGGCCCGCAGCAGGAAGGAGGGGUAGCACACUCACCCCGCAGCAGCAGCAGCAGGAAGGAGGGGCAGCAGAGCCCCCGCAGCACGGGCCUGGCCCGGCCACAGCAGAGACAAGAGUUUCUCAGAGCGCAGCAGCAGCAGCACACAGCCUGGCUGUGACUGAGGAGCGGAAGUGAGGGAGUGACUCAUUCAGCAACGUUUCGAUUGCGUCAAAGUACACUACAUACAGAAACUCUUAAACACAUCUCAUUAAAGAACACACAUAGUCUUAUCACACAUCAACUCAUACUUUUCAUUCACUGAUAUUGCAGACAUCAAGAGCCAGAGUAAAGCUCUUCGUACGUGGGGCUGAGGUAGUCUACCUUCAGAACCCUGAAGCAAGAAGAAAGAAGAAGAGAACUACACGCAUUGCAACUUUAACAUUUACACAUAUAGGGUUAUAAACUGUGAUUUGCUAAAUUAGGGGGGGGGAACACAUUAUUUUUCCCUUACAGGUUGCCUUGGACUCUUGAAAAAACGAAAUUGUAAAAAAAAAAAAAAAAAAAAAAUUUACACUCUGUAACCUUAACACUUACACAUAUAGGGCUAUAGAUAACAAGUUUACUAAAUAGUGGGAAACUUAGAGGGAAAACACAUUUAUGGUUUAAUAAUGGCUUGGUACGGAAAAAGGGAGUGGGACAGGUCAAAGUACGGACACUACAACCAACCAGCAUUUCCUCUGGCUAUUCCAAUAUGGCUCCAGAUAAUAAUAACCGUUGCCCUCAUGGGUAUAAUGAUAAUAACACUGGCCAUUGUCUCAAAGCAAGAACAACUAACAACGGUAGAGGGAACAAUUGUAAACACAUCGGCAACCGUACACCCGACAAACGCAACAACUACAGACCAGCCCACACAGCUUAAUAGAACCAAACGAUCAACCAUCGCCCAGUCCAACUCAAAAUGCAUUAGGCGCUGGGGAGGUAUAGAACUAGACUACUAUUGGGGUGAAACGACCGCAUGGACAGUGAACUUAUGCGACGUAGUGACUUGUGGUAAGCUGGGGUCCAAGGGGGAAGCGGUGUAUUUGUGUUGGUCUCGUGAUGAUGAUCUUAAGUGUAACCAUAACACCGACCAAGCAGCUUAUAAGGCCAGACCUUGUAACAAGCGGGAACACGUAAUUAGGUCAACGCAUGUUAAUUGGGAUCCAAGCGAACGCUGGGCGACUCGUGAGCGGGAGAACUGGAAUAGUAUUAACAUACAAAGGGAUAAUGGUCCGAUAAAUACUCUGAUAACCGUUGCAUUACAGUGGCAAUCCGAUCCUAAUGGGGAAAAAUCUUCGGCAUUUUUUAUAGGGGUCGGGGUGGAUGUACGGGGUAAUGACCCUGUGGGAUGGAUCAAAGUUAGAGUUACAGAUAAACCGACCAUUGACACUGACGAGGCCACAAAGAACGCAAUAGACAAUAAUGGGGGGGGAUCGGUCAAUACUGGGAGCAGAUUAUUCUACAUGGACAACCGAACAGAUCGUGAAGCUAAGUACAGGGUUUGAAGGGAGCAACUUAUGGAUAAAAUGGAUAAAUGCACAAGCCAGAGAAGCUGACAUGGACGGGUGCGUAGCAUGUGCCGCGGCUAGACCGGCAUUGUUUUUAGGUCCAGCGCCAUUGUUUCCAACAGAAGACCCGAUAGGGUUCCAGUGUAUGAUUAGUUUAACACGUAUGGCUAACCCUGCCAAUUGUACUGUCCUGUCAAAUAUUUUUCCAGUCAUAGCAAAUAACACCGGCUCAGGACCAUUUCAGAUUCCCGAUUCAGGUAACUUUACUUGUUUUAACCAUACAGCAGGGGACGAGACGAAGAACCCAAAACACUUGGGCAACAUAAACCCUAAUUGGUGCCGCACUAUAUUUAAUGGCGAUUCCGGUAACUCUAUAGGCCCAUGGGCUAGAGCGGGACUGUAUUAUUAUUGUGGAGGAUCAACCUUACUGUUAAGACUGCCCACGCGUAGUCAAGGCCUCUGCGCUAUGGUAAGACUAAUUUCCCCAAUCACUAUGUACGGCGCACACAAACCUAUUUCUAAUUUGAAUAGGCCUAGGAGAUCGGAUGACUAUGAUUUUGACUUAACCAAAAAUACACCUACGUACAUAGACGCAAUAGGCGUACCUCGGGGUGUACCGGACGAGCAUAAAUUGGUAGAUCAGAUAGCCGCCGGAUGGGAAAGUAUCUUAAUUUGGAUCACACCAAAUAAGAAUGUCGAUCGAAUUAAUUACGUAAAUUACCAAGUAAUGAGACUGGCUAACAUUACCAGGGCAGCAAUAACAGGCUUAUCAGAACAGCUAUCAGCAACCUCACUAAUGACCAGGCAAAAUCGUAUUGCAUUAGAUAUGGUACUCGCGAAUCAGGGUGGCGUCUGUCAUAUGUUCAGAGAUGUAUGUUGUACCGUAAUCCCUAAUAACACGGCCCCAGAUGGAAAGGUAACUACAGCGUUAAUUGCCCUAAAAGCCCUGUCCAGAGAAAUGGCAGAAAACACUGGGGUAGAUAAUCCAAUAACUCAAUGGCUAGAGAGAACCUUCGGUAAAUGGAAGGGGGUAUUUGUAUCUAUGGCUUCGGCAAUCGCUGUAUUCGCUGCUAUUUUAGUUACAUGCGGAUGCUGCUGCGUGCCGUGUAUUAGAUCCCUGAUAGAAAGAACAAUAACAUGAAUGAUGGCGGGCAAAGAAGAUAAACCGCCAUAUAUGUUACCUAUAUUGGAGUGUGAGGAAGAGCAGGAGGAAAUGCUGUAAACCAACCAGUCUUGGAGAUGACUUUAAGGCAAUGAUGUCACUUCCUCCUUUGAUAGAGUUCGAAUUAUUAGCCGCCUGGUGGCAGAGGGGCCGUGGGAGAAUUUUUCCUGUGAAAAAUUGGUUGGAAGGCUGCCGGAACAGGUUUUCGCUCCAACCAUUAGCAAAAUGUUCACACAUAUGUUUAUCACGUGUUGAACAUAUGUAAAUACAUAUUUGGAGGAAUUAUGAUGUGUUGACGUAUCUGGUUGAUACGUCAAAAGGGAGAAUUAAAGAGUAACUGUUUAUUUUA
This is a messenger RNA of Astyanax mexicanus (Mexican tetra), 3988 nucleotides long. RefSeq names its product endogenous retrovirus group FC1 Env polyprotein-like. Lineage: Eukaryota; Metazoa; Chordata; Actinopteri; Characiformes; Acestrorhamphidae. The record is from RefSeq and is a predicted model, not a curated record. The coding region runs from base 2392 to 3618 and encodes 408 amino acids. The transcript has 2 exons.